Molecule: messenger RNA, 1629 nt
Organism: Aedes albopictus (Asian tiger mosquito)
Lineage: Eukaryota; Metazoa; Arthropoda; Insecta; Diptera; Culicidae
Product: cytochrome P450 6d3
Exons: 2
Coding region: 59-1531 (490 amino acids)
Molecular function (GO): iron ion binding; oxidoreductase activity, acting on paired donors, with incorporation or reduction of molecular oxygen; heme binding
Source: RefSeq, a predicted model, not a curated record
AGAGCCCGGUUUAGUUUGUGGAAAUCGCCUUCCUUAGUAAGUUAUCAACGAAUUCCAAAUGUUCAUCUACACUUUCGCGCUUUUCUGGCUGGCCGCUGCGUUCGCCAUUCGCUACAUCUACUCGUACUGGGAUCGAAAUGGAUUGUUCAGCAUCAAGCCGCAUAUCCCUUACGGCAACCUGAAAACGGUGGCUAACAGAACGGAAAACUUUGGAGUGGCCACGUGCAACCUCUAUUGGAAGUCCAAGGAACGGCUGGUUGGAAUCUACCUGUUUUUCCGACCGGCCAUUCUGGUUCGAGAUGCUCACCUGGCUCAGCAGAUUAUGACAACGGACUUCAGUCACUUCCACGACCGUGGCGUCUUCUGCAAUGAGGAAGUCGAUCCCUUCUCCGGUAAUUUGUUUGCUCUUCCUGGCAAACGUUGGCGCAAUCUCCGGAACAAAUUCACCCCGCUCUUCACCGGAGGACAACUGCGCAGUAUGAUGCCCACAAUUCUGGACGUUGGACACAAGCUGCAGAAGUUUCUCGAGCCAUCCGCUGCGAAACAAGAAGUGUUGGAAAUUCGAGAGUUGGUGUCUCGUUGUGUGUUGGAAAUCAUUGCCUCGAUAUUUUUCGGUUUCGAAGCAAACUGCAUCAACGAUCCGGAUGACGCGUUCAUCAAAACACUGCGAGAAUCCCAGUUUGACGGCUUUUUCAACAACCUCCGUGCAUCUGCUACGUUUAUUUGCCCGGAACUUCUGAAACUCACGCGGAUACAAUCAUUGAGUCCACAGAUGAUCCAAUUCGUUACGGACAUUAUUACAAAGCAGAUCGAACAUCGCGAGAAGAACAAUGUUUCCAGAAAGGAUUUCAUUCAGCUAUUGAUCGACCUCCGCCGUGAAGAUGCCAACAACAACGAAGUUGUCCUAAACUUGGAAGAGUGUGCUGCAAACGUGUUCUUGUUCUACGUAGCCGGAUCGGAUACAUCCACGAGUGCCAUCGCUUUUACGUUGCAUGAGUUGACGCAGAACGUGGAAACCAUGCAGAAACUCCAAACGGAAAUCGAUGAAAUGUUGGUGAAAACUAACGGCGAACUGACUUACGAUGGGAUCAAGGAGAUGGCUUAUCUAGACUUUUGUGUGAAGGAAACGCUUCGAAAGUACCCGGGAUUGGCCAUUUUGAAUCGCGAAUGUACCAGAAAUUAUUCCGUUCCUGACUCAGACAUCGUGAUAAAGAAGGGAGCCCGGAUUGUGAUUCCUCUACUUGCUUACGGAAUGGAUGAAAAGUACUUCCCAGAACCGGACCGAUAUAUUCCGGAGAGGUUCGAUAAAACCACGAAGAACUACGACGAGAAGGCAUUCUAUCCCUUUGGAGAAGGUCCACGGAAUUGUAUUGCUUUCAGAAUGGGCGUGAUGGUUUCCAAGAUUUGCCUCGUUUUGCUUCUGUCCCGGUUCAACUUUGAAGCCACACGAAGUCCAAAAAUAGACUUUACUGUUUCGACGGUUGCCCUGCUGCCCAAGGGAGGUAUUCCGUUGAAGAUAUCGGUUCGUUGAAGGAUCCAUGGUGCUGUGAGGAAGGUUGGGGUAGCAGUUUACAUAAGUAAUUAUUCAUAACUGUAAAUAAAUAGCUUUAUUGGAAGCAUCCAUAAUCA